Exophiala aquamarina CBS 119918 is the source of this 1674-nucleotide messenger RNA. RefSeq lists its product as uncharacterized. The coding region runs from base 1 to 1674 and encodes 557 amino acids. NCBI's taxonomy places the organism in Eukaryota, Fungi, Ascomycota, Eurotiomycetes, Chaetothyriales, Herpotrichiellaceae. Gene Ontology annotation, biological process: secondary metabolic process. The transcript has a single exon. Gene Ontology annotation, molecular function: CoA-ligase activity. The record is from RefSeq and is a predicted model, not a curated record.
AUGCAGUAUACAUCGCCAUGGGCGUCUCUGGCGAUUCCGAAGUGCAAUAUUUUGUCCUACAUCUACCCUCCCGCCGAAUCACCAUCUGAAAAACCCAUAUGGAUUGACGCCGAUGACACCUCAAAGCGCUUGUCACCAGCUCAAAUGCUAUCCUGGAUCAAAAGAUUCGUUGUGGGCCUAGACCGACUUGGAAUCCAACAGCAAGAGGUCAUCAUGGUCUUCACUCCGAAUCACCUAUUUGUGCCCAUGGCAUACCUGGCAGCGGCAGGAUCGCAACGUCACUUCACUGGUGCAAAUCCCAUUUAUACGGUGAACGAAGUUGCACACCAAAUGAAAGCGAUUGAAGCUGCUGUGGUGCUCAUCCACCCGUCACUCCUAGAGACCGGCAUCGCCGCGGCAAAACUAGCCAAUAUCUCUCUUGAUCGGCUCUUCAUCUUCUCUGAAUCGCAAUGCCCUACAACUUCAGGUGUACGCGACUGGCGCACCAUGAUUGCUUCUGAAGAGGAUGCUGCUUCCUGGAAGUGGGAUCCACUGGAAGGCGAGGCCGCGACACGGACCACUGCCGUGAUCAAUUUCUCCAGCGGCACCACAGGCCUCCCAAAGGGGGUCUGCAUCACACACCACAACCUCGUUGCCAACACUGCCCAACUUAUAUUCAACAAGUACCAAGGGACAGGUCAUUCACCCGAGAAUCCCGGACCUCCUGAACGAUGGUUAUCAUUUUUGCCCCUCUAUCAUGCAUACUCCCAGCUCGUCACGAUAAACGUUGCCUCUAAGCUACAGAUUCCAGUGUAUAUCAUACGCAGAUUUGUGUUUGAGGACUUCCUCAAAUUCAUCCAACAGUUUAGAAUCACAACGCUUUGGCUGGUGCCACCGAUCUUGGUCAUGAUGGCCAAACGUCCCGAAACAGCUAGAUACGACAUCAGCAGUGUGAAGCAUGCGCUUUCUGGAGCAGCCCCUCUGUCAAGUGAUCUUCAGAAUGAAAUUAUGGCUCGCUUUGAGCCUUUGGUUGUUUGUCAAGCAUGGGGAAUGACAGAAACUACAUGUGCCGGGAUUGGGACACCGGGAUUGACGAAAGACCUCACUGGCAGUAUCGGUUACCUUUUACCCAAUACUGAGGCUCGAUUGGUGAAUGAUAAGGGUGAGGACCUGACGACAGAUGCCGAGCCAGGAGAAUUAUGGCUGAGAGGUCCGCAGAUUAUGCGGGGGUACUGGAGAAACGAACAAGCUACGCAAGACAGCUUAACAGCGGACGGUUGGUUCAAGACUGGCGAUGUAGCUGUGACUAGGCAGGGGAAGUGGUGGAUCGUGGAUCGGAAAAAGGAGUUGAUCAAGGUCAAUGGACUUCAAGUCGCGCCCGCGGAGCUAGAAGCUGUGCUCCUCGAGCACAAGGACGUAGCCGAUGCUGCUGUCGUAGGUAUCAACCUGCACAACGAAGAAUUCCCGCGGGCAUAUGUUGUGCUGCAGGAGCACGCCAAAGGAAAGACCACCGUUCUAGACGUCCAGGAUUUUGUCGCUCAGAGAGUGGCAAAACAUAAAAGGCUGACUGGUGGGAUCAAGUUCAUCGAUGAAGUCCCUAAAUUGGCGAGCGGAAAGAUCGUGCGGAAGUUGAUAAAGGAGUGGGCAAGGAACGAUGUAAAAGAAGUUGAGAGGAUCGUCAAGGCUAGGCUGUGA